This is a messenger RNA of Nezara viridula (southern green stink bug), 729 nucleotides long. The record is from the annotation of a GenBank genome assembly. Lineage: Eukaryota; Metazoa; Arthropoda; Insecta; Hemiptera; Pentatomidae.
AUGGUCGAGUACUACGGUCCUACAAGAAUCCAGGUUUUUGAUGAUAAUUCCAGAUGUACAAGGAUCCGUAACGAUUCGUAUAUUGGUGCUAUUAACAAAGAUAACACAUUUGUUCGAGCUGGGAUGCAGAGAUGGUAUAACGAAUACGUCCACAAUCUGGUGCCUCGCAACAAGUGGUCUACUGACAGGGAAAAUUUGAAAGAGGGAACACUUGUUAUCCUACAUGAAAAAGAUGUUCCACUGCAGGAGUGGCGGCUUGCCAGGAUAAUAGAGACUCUUCCAGGUCCAGGCCCUGACGGUGUAGUUAGAAUGAAUGUGUUGCAAGUUUUUGUCACUGAUGCUGCAAAUGUUUUUCUCUUGGACACUGGAGCAGAAAUCUCAACUUUAUUAGAUCAACAAGUUGACGUCUGCAAAAGAGUACUUAAUAUUUACAGAUAUAUGGUCAUGCAAACCCAUAUGGAGGCCCGCACUUGGGAACAAUUGCUCAUGGUUCUGUUACACAUUACUUCUGUUAUUCUUAAUCCUUCACCGCCAAAAAGGAAAGAAGAAACUCUUGGUGGACGUUUAGCACCUGCAAUAUUUCAGACCCUAAUUGUUACCUGGAUCAAAGCAAAUUUAAAUGUUAUAAUAUCACGUGAACUUUGGGAUCAGUUUUUAGGAGUUUUGAGUUCUUUGACACAAUGGGAAGAACUUGUAAAAGAAUGGGCACCUCAAGGGUCUUCAUUUUGA